Messenger RNA from Rhizoctonia solani, 561 nucleotides. Its product is annotated as molybdenum cofactor biosynthesis protein. Bases 1 to 561 code for a protein of 186 amino acids. The transcript is spliced from 3 exons. Gene Ontology annotation, biological process: Mo-molybdopterin cofactor biosynthetic process. NCBI's taxonomy places the organism in Eukaryota, Fungi, Basidiomycota, Agaricomycetes, Cantharellales, Ceratobasidiaceae. Gene Ontology annotation, cellular component: cytosol. The record is from RefSeq and is a predicted model, not a curated record.
AUGAACAAUACCGCCCCGUCCGAAUCAAUUGAUCUCGAAUUCUCUGAGCCUCUAACAGGAGACUCUUUCGCACUCUCCCAUACCUCUCUCAAUAUCAACAAUAUUAUGGACUCUGUCCGAGACAACGGAGCUGGCGCACUCGCAGUAUUUGUAGGAACCACUCGUGAUAACUUUAAUGGAAAACAAGUCACACGAUUAGAAUACGAGGCCUACUCCAAACUCGCAAUUAAAUCCAUGGCUAAAAUCGCCACGGAUGCUCGUAACCUAAAAGUCUCACCCCACGACUUUGGACCUACCUCUUUUACCCCUGCUCCAACCGACGCAGCAUCACUCACCCUAAUCGCAAUCCACCAUCGGCUCGGGGAAGUACCUGUCGGAGAAGCCUCGAUCGUGAUCGCAGUCACGUCCCCCCACAGACGCGAAUCCUUCUACGUUUGCGAAUGGAUUUUGGAGCAAAUAAAGAUGAAGACUCCUAUAUGGAAACGGGAGUGGUAUGCAGAGGGCGACCCGUCGAAUGAGGCGGUUUGGAAAGCAAACUUCCCUCCUCAAAAAGCAAAGUAA